Messenger RNA from Pygocentrus nattereri (red-bellied piranha), 1336 nucleotides. RefSeq names its product tripartite motif-containing protein 16-like. Gene Ontology annotation, molecular function: protein binding. The record is from RefSeq and is a predicted model, not a curated record. The transcript has 6 exons. The coding region runs from base 194 to 1336 and encodes 380 amino acids. Lineage: Eukaryota; Metazoa; Chordata; Actinopteri; Characiformes; Serrasalmidae.
CAUCAAGUCCUGUCUGACGUGUCUAGUUUCCUUUUGUGAAACUCAUCUUAAACCUCACUAUGAAGUUCCUGGACUGAAAAAGCACAAGCUGGUCAAAGCCUCCUCACAGCUACAGGAGAAGAUCUGCUCUCAGCACAAUGAAGUGAUCAAGAUCUACUGUCGUACUGACCGAAGCUGCAUCUGCUAUUUAUGUAUGAUGGAGGAACACAGAGGCCACGAUACAGUCUCAGCUGCAACAGAGAGAACCGAGAAACAGAAUCAGCUGAAGGAGAUUCAGAGUAAAUUCCAGCAGAGAAUCCAGGAGAAACAGAAGGAGCAGCAGGAGCUGAAACAGGCUGUGAAGACUCUUAAGCGCUAUGCUCAGUCAGCAGUGGAGGACAGUGAGAGGAUCUUUACUGAACUGAUCCGCUCCAUUGAGAAAAAGCGCUCUGAGGCAACAGAGCUGAUCAGAGCUCAGGAGGAGGCUGAACUGAGUGGAGCUGAAGAACUCCUGGAGAAACUGGAGCAGGAGAUCGCUGAUCUACAGAGGAGAAGCACUGAGCUGGAGCAGCUUUCACACACAGAGGAUCACAUCCAUUUCCUCCAGAGUUUCCAGUCUCUCUGUGUCUCUUCUGGAUCUGAGGACUCACCCAGCAUCACUGUCCAUCAGCACCUCUCAUUUGAUGGAGUGAGGAGAUCUGUCUCUGAGCUGAAGGAGCGACUAGAGGAGCUCUGCAGAGAGGAGUUCAGUAAAAUCCCUCCUCAUGCUGCAGCAGUUCAGAUUUUAUCCUCAGAACCAAAAACCAGAGAAGAUUUUCUGCAGUAUUUCUGUCAGCUGACUCUGGAUCCUAACACAGCAAAUCCUUACCUCAUUCUGUCUGAGAAGAACAGAGUGGUGACGUACAGUUAUAAAGUCCAGUCAUACUCUGACCAUCCAGAGAGAUUUUACUGGUACUCUCAGGUGUUGUGUAAGGAGAGUGUGAGUGGACGCUGUUACUGGGAGGUUGAGUGGAGGAGCAGUGGAGGAGGGUCUGUGCGCAUAUCAGUCUCAUAUAAAGGGAUCAGCAGGAAAGGACGGGGUAAUGAUUGUGUGUUUGGAUGCAACAGUCAGUCCUGGAGUCUGCGGUGUUCACCCUCUCUCAGUUUCUGGCACAACAACACUCAGACUGAGAUCUCAGGACCAUCAUCCUCCAGAAUAGGAGUGUAUGUGGAUCACAGUGCAGGAACUCUGUCCUUCUACAGCGUCUCUGACACAAUGACCCUCCUACACACAGUCCACACCACUUUCACUCAGCCGCUCUAUGCCGGGUUCUGGGUUUGGGGUGUUGGAUCAUCUGUGAGAUUAUGUGAUAAAUAA